Messenger RNA from Racocetra persica, 137 nucleotides. The record is from the annotation of a GenBank genome assembly. Lineage: Eukaryota; Fungi; Glomeromycota; Glomeromycetes; Diversisporales; Gigasporaceae.
UGCUCAAGACAAUCAAAUCUUACCAGCAUAUUUGAAAGUCGAUGAUAUAGUUUGUCAACGGUGUUAUAAUGGAAUCAUUGUUCACCCUUCAGUUGUGAUGAAAGAGCAUGCAAAGGCAACUUAUAGUGUUCGAUUUA